CAAUGCUUGACUCUUCAAAACACAGAAGAACGAAGCAACUUCAGAACUUCAACAAACGACAUGAAACCGCAACCACCGGUCCGGUCCGAACCGGAGCAUCCGGUUCCGACACUCUCCCCUCGGUUCACCUUCACCCUCGCCUCCGGUUCCCACCGCAAGAUCGCGAUCGCCGUUGAUCUCAGCGACGAGAGCGCCUACGCCGUCCGAUGGGCCGUCCAGAACUACCUCCGCCCCGGCGACGAGGUCAUUCUCCUCCACGUCCGCCCCACCAGCGUCCUCUACGGCGCCGACUGGGGCGCCGUCGACCACAACGCCGAAGAUGGCGACGGCGGAGACUCUUCGGAGGAGUCGCGGCGGAAGCUAGAGGAUGAUUUCGACAACUUCACCUCGACGAAGGCGAGCGACCUGGCGGAGCCACUGGUGGAGGAGCAAAUCCCGUUCAAGAUUCACAUUGUGAAGGACCAUGAUAUGAAGGAGCGGCUUUGCUUGGAGGUGGAGAGGCUUGGGCUCAGCGCCGUCAUCAUGGGUAGCCGAGGGUUUGGUGCUUCCAAGAGAGCCGCUAAGGGUAGGCUUGGGAGUGUCAGUGAUUACUGUGUUCACCAUUGUGUGUGUCCUGUUGUGGUUGUGCGGUACCCUGAGGAGAAUGAUGCUGGUGGGGUUCAUGGAGGAAACGACAGUGUUAGAGUUGGGGAACAUGUAGAACUCCACCCUGUGCCUGAGGAAGAGCACGAGGAGUACCAUGAUGCUUCGGAUGAACAGAAAGAUGCUUAAUGAGAAUAUAGAGCAAUAUCAGUAUCCUACUAACUACAGAAACUGGUCACAGCAUCUAGAGUUCUAGACUUAUGUCAAAUUGAGAAGAAUAUAAAAUUGGGAAGCCUCUUAUUUGGACAGACUUAUACUGUAAAGCGGUUAUUUAUUGGUUAAAAUUUGUAUGUUUUGAACAAGUUUGCAAGAAACAAUGAAUGCUUUAUAUUUAUGUUUGUCUUGUAAAUAUACAUAUGCUACUCUUGUAUGAUUUAUGCGGAAGGAAAGUUGGAUUAUGAGUGGAUGACCUUGGACGAUGGUCGAUGGCAAAAAAAAAUACAUUCCAGA
Messenger RNA from Lotus japonicus, 1092 nucleotides. Its product is annotated as universal stress protein PHOS32. The record is from RefSeq and is a predicted model, not a curated record. The transcript is spliced from 3 exons. Bases 61 to 771 code for a protein of 236 amino acids. NCBI's taxonomy places the organism in Eukaryota, Viridiplantae, Streptophyta, Magnoliopsida, Fabales, Fabaceae.